AUGAGGUUUUCCAAGAUCAACGUGCGGGCAAGUACAGGGACCCUGCGGACGCAGCCUGAACUGAGUUCGAACGUCGACCCAAGUACCCUGCAGCUUAUUAACCAGAGACGGAUACCCGGCCAGUACAUUAGUACGCUGCAAAUUUUUAUAUUUGCAUUAUUUAAACCAUUCACAAUACCGCAGGCUAGCCCUGAGGAUCUCGAUAACAUCGUCUAUCUGCCCCAUAUUAGAGCGCUGGACAAGUUGGGUAUGCGACAUCUCUUCAGUAACAGUGCUCCCGAACCGGUGCAACCAAAUGCGGCAUUUGACAUCGCCAGUUUAGUGCUUUACGGAUGUCAAGCUUUACCAAUCCGUCUUAAAAUACUCCUGGAUCGAUUGUUUUCUGUGCUCAAAAAAGAACAAGUGCUUCAAGUGUUGCAUGGAUUUGGGUGGACAAGUGACGACUACGCUAGAGGAUAUAUACUGCAGCAGUCACACGGCAGCACUCUGGACCGAUGGAGUAUUUGCAGUCCUGAGGAGGAACCUCUGGUCCUCCAACAGUUUCUUAGGUUUGGGGAAACAAGAGCCAUAACGCAACAACUGAUUCUGGCGCAACAGGCUCUUCAGGACCCCACACUGGAGCGCCUCGAGCGUCGGCACUCACCCCAUCCACGUCGGGCGAUGUCUCCUAACCAUCGCCCGUCACCCCCAAACGUUCCAACGUCUGCGUUUCACCCAGCUCGAUUACCAACGAUGUCGCCUCAUCAAAAACACCCACUAAAUUUUCUCAAGAUGCCCACUACGAACGGACCUAUCUCCACCAAUUCUCCACCAAGAAGUAUUAACACCAGCCCACUGAACUCGUCGCCCCUUAACAGAUUGCAGAAUAUGCAACCCUUCGACUACCGGAAGCUAGGAGCUGGUCUCCACAGUUUUCCAAGUCGCGUUAGCCCUGAUCGUCGAAGGAUUUCAGAAAGUGAAUCUGUGGGAUUGAAUUUAAGCAGGACUACCUCAUUACCUUCAUGCUUGCCACCUCCCCCUCCACCCCCUGCCUCACUAAGUCAUUCAGCGGCGGCUAUGGUGGCAGCUUCAGUAAACUCUUUGGCAGCUGCAAGUUUAGUUGCUUCCUCUUUUCCUGGCCUAAUGUCGACACGAAUGUCAACCGGUAGUAAGUCGCCUUCCAGUGCAGAUAUUUUAAGUGGGAAUACUAACAGUGAAGAAGACGAUGAUGGUGAUGAGAACUCGCAUAGUGCUCUUAAUUUAAGUAGGGACAGAGAUAGUCUAAAAACGCCUAGGCAUUCGCGAAUUUUGCCGGGAAGAAAACCGUCCACUCCCACCAAAAGACAAUGGGGCUCGCCCAGUUUACCGCUUAAUUUGGGUACUCAGUUCAUUAAUCCUGCUACGGGGAAAAAGCGCGUACAAUGCAACGUAUGUUUAAAAACGUUUUGCGACAAAGGUGCUCUAAAAAUCCACUUCUCCGCCGUACAUUUGCGUGAAAUGCACAAAUGCACAGUAGAAGGAUGUAAUAUGAUGUUUAGUUCAAGAAGAUCUCGGAACCGACACAGUGCAAAUCCCAAUCCAAAGUUACACUCGCCACAUCUCCGAAGAAAAAUUUCCCCACACGACGGAAGAAGUUCUCAGUCCCAUCCAAUUCUCAUUCCUCCACAACCCGGCCUUGGCCUGCCAGCAGCAGCUGCUGCUUUAAACCCUUUAAAUCCUUUUGGGCCAUUUCCUUUACUUACGCCACCUCCAGAUAUGAAAUAUCACUCACUGGCAACAAUGGAUUUCAAACAAACAUUGGAUCUAAGUAUUCAGCGUAUGAAAGAGAACAAAAAUUCCUUCCAAGAUUACAGCGCUCUUGCGUUAACUUCAAACCAGCAACAAUCAGAAGAGGAAGAGGAUGAUGAUGAUGGUAUUGUUGUGGUAGGCGGUGAUGAAGAGGAAGAACAAACCGACAAAAAGGAAACGUCAAAUGGAAAUUUAGUAUCGGACGAACCAGAAGAUUUUAGCAUGCCGGCAAAAAAGCAGAAAAUGUCCGUUUCCGACGUUGAUGAAGAUAUGGCAAGCAAUGUAGACAGUAACGAAGAUUCUUUAAGUGUUGUAGAUACGCAUAGUUUAAAAGACGAAACAAAUGUACAAACGAGCAAAAGGAAGCGUAAGAGUCAGAAUCCGACUAGAUGUGCUGUACCUGUUAUGAUGGAGGAUAAUGUUAGCGACGGCGAUUCUUCCAAUGACGUAUUUUCCGAGAGGCUAUCCGAACACAUAAAAAUCGAACAAGAAGAAAGAGUUGACGCGAAACCAAUGGAACGAAAGCCAGAGGCGAAAGAAACAAAUAACGAAGAGAGUAUGUCUGAAACUCCAUUGGAUCUAGGUAAAAGAAGUCCCGAUGUCAAUGCGAACGAACCCGAAAAAAACGUUAGCAACGAAAUUAAGACAAGUUUGGCACCCCUAUUCUUGAUUGACAAGACGAUCAAAAAAGAAAAACCAUUUCAUGAAGUGGAAAGUCAAGAGGACCAUGAAGAAAGACCAGUGAGUUCAGUUGAAAGCAAUAAAAGCGAUGAAUCUUUCGACUCGUCUAACCCUUUACGACAACUUGAAAGUCUCUCCCAUGGACACUUCGGCGAUCUUAUGGCGAGAGGGCUACAUUUAGGCUUAAGCGGCCAUCCUCCCCAAUUUCCUUCGCUGGGAUUUAUGAUGGGAGGCGGUCCUCCAAGUCCAGCUCGUUCUCAGGCUUCCUCUGCUGGCAGCAGUAAUGGGAGGGAAUCGCCAGAUGAAAAUAGUCAGAAUCAACUAUUUGGUCAUUUUGAUAAUGGCCAGUUCAUAAGUACAAUGGACGUCCCAGUCGACAAGGAGAACCCAAGGAGGUGUACCGCUUGCGGCAAAAUCUUCCAAAACCACUUCGGCGUGAAGACGCACUACCAAAACGUACAUUUAAAACUGAUGCAUAAAUGUAACGUAGACGGGUGUAACGCAGCAUUUCCUUCAAAACGAAGUAGGGACAGGCACAGUGCAAAUUUAAAUCUACAUAGAAAGUUACUAUCCACGACUUCCGACAAAUCGGCUGCUAGCUUAUUCUUAGAAAAAUCACCAUUCGCAAGUUUAGCGAAUCCAGCUUUACACGGCGAUUUCCUUACCAGGUUAUACGCGGAAGAAGCAUUAAAAAAUCAUCACUUACCACCACCAAAUUUAGAUCAAUUAAUGCUCAACGGAGACCGAAUACCACAUCCACCACUGCUACUGCCUCCACUUGGUGGUCUCCCCUUCCCUCUAGGAAAUUUUAAUCAUUUUAGCCAAUUCAACGGUUCCUCUGCUUCCACGACGCACAAAGAACGUUCCUCCACUUCUAGUUCACCAAUUUCUGGAUCCCCUCCACCGACUAAUAUAUCCCCAGGACCCGUUAAAUAUGUACAUUGUGUAGAAGAAGAUCUUCCAACUCCUGAUAAAGACGGGAAUCUUCCUUGUAGAUUGUGCAAAACAUCAUUCAGUAUGGCAUCACAAUUAAAAGAACAUUGUGAAAAGAACCAUUUAGCCGAAAUGUUUAAGUGUACCGUAAUUGGCUGUCCAAAAGUAUUCGUAUCUAGAACCAGGAGAAAUAUACACUCAGAGAAUGAGUCCCUUCAUGUAAAUACACCAUCUAGGGACGCUGAGGUAUCGUGACCAUUAAAUAAUAUCUUAGACUUUAAUACGAUACCGUUGUGGUGGUGAUCUGAUCAAGUACUUAUGAAAUAGUUUCAUACAUGUGAUUGUAGAUUAAUUAGGUUUAUAUUUCCCUGAAAGCCAGUUUAUUUAGUUUAAUUUAUUAUCAGUUUUGCACACUUGGGUUAUAUUUUUUAAUUUUGUAUUAUAUAAAUUAGCCAGUCUUGAAAAUACUCAUUUGUACAUAUAUUCAGUAGAUUAGUGAUCUCUCUAAGUUGUGAUUCUUCUUUUGUGAAACUGCUAUAAAUGUGAAUAUUAUACAGUUGCUCAUUUUUAUAAUCCAAAAUAUCUAAAAACUUAAGUUGUUUAGAGGUUCUAAACCGUAGGAAAAUGUUUAACAAUAUUUCAUAUCUCUCUUCUGUCAAAGUACAUGUUGCUUAAACAAUAAUUGAAAUCGUUAAAAUAAUAACAAUUGUUGAUGUAAUCCAUAUAUAAUAUUCACUAUAUUGGUGAUCAAAUACAAUUUAGUAAUCAUAAAAAAUGUAUAUUUAAUGUGCAAUAACUUUGUAAAUACGCUAUAUUGCUUGUAAAUGUAUAGAUGUAUAUAUAUAAACCUACCAUACUGAAAAUUCGUGGAUAUCAACAUAUUGAUCCUGACAUUGUCCUAAAUGUAUACGAAAAAAACUUACCUACUGUCAGAAAUGUUUUAGUUAAAUUAUUUAUACUUGCUCAUUUAUUUUAAUGGAAAGAUUUUAUUGUUAUUACAAGUUUCAGUUUCCUAUUAAAAAACGAAUUACGUUCGAAACUAAUGUUCCAUUUAUAUCCGUAUCAUAAGCACUUCUGUAAAUGUCAUUUGUUAUUGCAUAUUCACC
This is a messenger RNA of Anoplophora glabripennis (Asian longhorned beetle), 4487 nucleotides long. Its product is annotated as zinc finger protein basonuclin-2-like. The transcript is spliced from 3 exons. Bases 1 to 3636 code for a protein of 1211 amino acids. NCBI's taxonomy places the organism in Eukaryota, Metazoa, Arthropoda, Insecta, Coleoptera, Cerambycidae. The record is from RefSeq and is a predicted model, not a curated record. Gene Ontology annotation, biological process: regulation of DNA-templated transcription. Gene Ontology annotation, cellular component: nucleus.